Molecule: messenger RNA, 1047 nt
Organism: Drosophila guanche
Lineage: Eukaryota; Metazoa; Arthropoda; Insecta; Diptera; Drosophilidae
Gene: Ssu72
Product: RNA polymerase II subunit A C-terminal domain phosphatase SSU72
Exons: 3
Coding region: 85-672 (195 amino acids)
Biological process (GO): termination of RNA polymerase II transcription
Cellular component (GO): nucleus; mRNA cleavage and polyadenylation specificity factor complex
Molecular function (GO): RNA polymerase II CTD heptapeptide repeat phosphatase activity
Source: RefSeq, a predicted model, not a curated record
GGUCACACUGUUCGGUGUAGCGAUUAAAUACAAAAAAAUUUUCUUUUUUGUUGAAAUUGCACUGCCAAAGAGAGACGAGACAUCAUGACUGAUAAGGGCAAGCUGUCUGUGGCUGUGGUCUGUUCCUCCAACAUGAAUCGCUCCAUGGAGGCGCACAAUUUUCUGGCCAAGAAGGGUUUCAACGUGAAGUCCUACGGCACCGGCGAGCGCGUCAAGCUGCCCGGCAUGGCCUUUGAUAAGCCGAAUGUUUACGAGUUCGGCACCAGCUACGAGGACAUACACCGCGACCUGGAGUCUAAGGACAAGGAGUUUUACACACAAAACGGUCUGCUGCACAUGCUGGACCGCAAUCGCCGACUCAAGAGGGCCCCGGAAAGAUUUCAGGAAACCAAAGAAAAGUUUGAUAUUAUUGUUACGGUGGAGGAGCGUGUCUACGACUUGGUGGUGCUGCACAUGGAAUCCAUGGAUUCAGUCUACAAUCGACCCGUUCACGUGCUGAACGUCGACGUGGUGGACAAUGCCGAGGAUGCAUUGAUGGGGGCAUUUCUGAUAACAGAUAUGAUUAAUUUACUGGCCAAAUCAAACGAUCUCGAUAAUGAUAUUGAUGAAAUGAUACAGGAAUUUGAAGAGCGUCGCAACCGAGUGAUCCUGCACUCGGUUCUCUUUUACUGACGACCGACAUUCAUCAAUGGUACUUGUAUUUUUCCUAUCCAUCACCUGCGCUUUAGCUACAGAUACUACAGUCCUUUCGUGAGAACGGGAAUUAGGAGGGAGCAGCAGCAUACCAACUUUAAUAACGGGAGCCAUAAGAACUGUACAUAGAAUGAGCUUUAGAUUAUUUAAACAACAAUUUGACAGAUACGAUACACACAUACACACUCCACACGCAGAGACACAGACAUACAGCCUCCCCUCCCCCAUGCAUCAUUUGACACCGUUGUUAGUUGUUUUAAGCACUCUCAUCAAGCAUGCGAUUCGCCCCCAUAGAUGCAUCCACAUGUGUGUAUUAAAAGUAACAUCUGGAGGGUUAUCUGCUUGUAUACUUUA